AAAGACGAGGGCUUCGUGUACUUCCGUACGUCAGUGAACAAUCCUGGUGGAAGCAGGUAAACGUCGUUCUCUAAGCCUGCUAACCUCAAUUUUUGCAAAUACCUCUCCCUCUGCUCGCCCUGUAAAUGCCCUAUGUCGCUGGAUAGUGAAGGUGUUUUCUGCAUCUCGCUCCUUUUUCUUUUAUGUUUUUUCCCUGGUAUUUCCCACACGCCUGACUGCAGGUCAGGAAGAUCACCCGCGCUGCAAAGCCAGCCUGGUAACGUGUACAGAUCACGUACACCAGCAUCAUUGAUUUUCUGGUGAUAUCGCUUCUUACUCGCGUCAUCUAGGCCGGAUAAAAUACUCGACAAUGAGACUUCGUCAUGAUCAACAGUGUAUCGCUACCGGUAGUCGCCAUAUUUGUGACCGUCAAAAUGGCGCCAUCUACUUGUUGACAUGGCAACGGUCACGUGGGUCGAAAACCGCUAUAUGGGGGCCAAAAAAUUGCGAAAAAUUGAGUUAAUCUUUCAGUUAGCUAGAUUUAUUGGUAUUAUUUUUAUCGCGUUCUAUCCGCCAUUGCUGAUAUGUGCCACGUCACACAUCAUGUGGUACACAAGAAGGGGAACCUGCCGAUGACAUCACGCGCGGAAAUUAAAAGGGCAAAUCUUAAAGCAGACUGGAGCACGAAGCCACUACUUCAGCGAUGUCAGGAGCUGGUGAAGGUGAUCGAUGACUAUCCUGCUAAGGAGCUUCACCUGGUCUUCCCAUGGCUGGUUGAGGGAAUCUUCGGCAGCCUGGAUGGGGUCAUUGUGGGCUGGAAUUUGCGAUUUCUGCAUGCUCGUAUGAAUGAGUAUAACAUCGUCCUGGACUUUCUUGAUCCAAGCGGCCCUAUGAUGAAGCUUGUGUACAAGCUGCAAGCAGAGGACUACAAAUAUGAGAUCCCCAUCAGUUAUUUACCAGGUCCCGUGAAGGCAGCCAUUCAUGAGGGAGUUCUGCCAGACUGUCCCCUGUUUCACAAUAAGCUCCAGUUCCCCAUGUCAGGCCUCCUCAUGCUCAAUCCUUUUGAAUACUACAUCUUCAAUUUUGCUUCCAGUCUCAUUGCACCAAAGAACUAUCCUCCUGGACAACUUGGCAGCUGUUCAGACAGUGCCUACUUUGUGCUUGUUGAUGCCUACCUCAAGCACUUCCUGCCCACAGAGGGAAACGUGCCCCCAUCUCCUUUCUCUGAUCCCAGGGGCUCUGUGGCCUCUCCAGCUCCACGGUCUUCCAGCGUGCCUUACAUUGGUUAUGGCGUCCACAGCAGCAGCCUGCUAAAGCGACACAUAUCCCAUCAGCCCUCGGUCAAUGCUGACCCUGCUGCUCAGGAAAUCUGGAGAUCUGAAACCCUACUACAGGUGUUUGUGGAGAUGUGGCUCCAUCACUACUCUCUGGAGGUGUACCAAAAGCUGCAGUCUCCUCAGGUGAAGCUGGCGUUGCUGCAGUACCGCCUCAAUAUGUCCAGCAUGCUGUGCCAGCCCCCGGCCCCACCAGGCUCUGAGACCCUCCACACAUACCAAGAACCCUUCAGCCCCACGGAGGAACACGUUCUGGUGGUGCGUCUGCUCAUCAAACACCUGCAUGCUUUCUCCAACAGUCUGAAGCAGGAGCAGGCCUCCCCCUCUCCCUCCACCCACUCGCAUGCCAGCCCUCUCGAGGAGUUCAAGAGGGUGGUGGUACAGAGGUUUGUCCAGCAGAAGCUGUAUGUCUUCCUGCAGCACUGUUUUGGUCACUGGCCUCUUGAUGCUUCAUUCAGAGCGGUUUUAGAAACGUGGUUGAGUUAUAUCCAGCCCUGGAGGUACACAGGAGAGAAAAACAAUCCAAAGGCAGAGACUCCGAGCAGAUCAGUACCUGAUAAGUGGGCUUCCUUUGUACAGGAAAAUCUUCUGAUGUACACAAAGCUGUUCCAGGGUUUCCUUAAUCGGGCUUUACGCACAGACCUCAUUAAUGCCAAAAAUGCACUGAUGGUAUUUAGGGUUGCCAAAGUCUUUGCACAACCAAACCUUGCGGAGAUGAUUCAGAAAGGAGAACAGCUGUUCCUCGAACCCGAGCACGUCCUCCACCACCGGCAGACCCGCGUGUUCCUCUCUCCUGCACACGGUGGCAGCUUCCUGUCCUCCCGACAGCCUGCAGGGACAGAUGCUGUCUUUAAAGUCAAGAGUCACGUGUACAGUCUGGAAGGACAAGACUGCCAGUACAAGCAGAUGUUUGGUAGUGAGCUGCGUGCAGUGGUGUUGAAGUUGGUACAACUCAUCGCUCAGGCCCGACAGACGGCGAAGCGGAUCUCGGAUCAGUCUGCUGAAGUGGCAGCGAGCAGCUCGUUCCUGUCGUGGUUCAACAUGGGCUUCUCCGAUCCUAACUCCACCUUUAAUGGAGCAGAGGCUGAUGAAAUGGGAGGGUGCAUUAAGACGCAUGAAUUUCUGGACAAGGCCCUGGAUUACCUGUGUCUGAUAUUUCGGCGGCUCGGCUCCGCAGGCAUCCUGCACUCCAAAUCACUCCGCCCUGAACAGCGAGUGCCCUCUGGAGGGUGCGCACUCCGGCCCUGUGCAGCUUACAGAGCGCGCGAGUGAAGUGCACAAGCUGUGAUUCGGGACUGAGCCGCUGUGCGCAAGUCACUCACCACUUGCAAGUAGAAGGAUGGCAAGCCUAAAGACAAUCAUAACUACACAAUGGGCAGUAUUUGCAUCAGUAUUUGCAUCAGUAUUUGCAUACUUUUAUACUCUUUAAUGAAAGGUGAUACAAGGCGGAAGUCCGCGCCGUUUUUCAGCAGUCGCGUCACAUGACCAACGCCAGCGAAUCAGGAAGGUGGAUGUCACAGUGACGUUGUCCAAUGACGACGCCAGCUAGAGCUCAGCACAGCAUUUCCUCGUAUCCCAAUGUUUACACAGCACCGGAUCAGAUACGAACUGGGUUGAAUACGUGGACCCUGGCGGAUUCCUGUUUCCCGGCGUUUUAAUGUGAACGGACAGUGCAUCCGCGAAGAAAACGAGACAGAUACGGUCUAAUGUAAACUUGGCCUGAGAUAGUAACAGGCAGCUGCUUGCAUGUGAAAUCUGCUCUCUUUAUGCAAGUUUCUUUACCCAGACCUGCCAACCUUAAUGUAUUUCGCAACAUCUUAGCAUCCUAUUACAGCGUUAUGAGUUAUCAUUCAUCCGUAAGCAAAAGGACCAGACUUUUUUUUUUCCCCUGCUUAAACAAACAAACGGCAGAUGAGCUAUUCAACAAUCAGAGAUUAUUGACAGUUGUCUGUUUUAAAAGUUUACAUACACGCUUCCAAAGAGCAUAAGUAACAAAUAGCUUGCACUAAAACCAUAUAUAUAUGAAUUUUAAUUACGUGCUUGCACUCCAAUUUCCAGCUUAUACAAGUGAUUUUGUAAAAGGGCUAUUUAUUUAU
Molecule: messenger RNA, 3409 nt
Organism: Neoarius graeffei (lesser salmon catfish)
Lineage: Eukaryota; Metazoa; Chordata; Actinopteri; Siluriformes; Ariidae
Gene: smpd4
Product: sphingomyelin phosphodiesterase 4
Exons: 17
Coding region: 564-2585 (673 amino acids)
Biological process (GO): sphingomyelin catabolic process; glycerophospholipid catabolic process; ceramide biosynthetic process
Molecular function (GO): sphingomyelin phosphodiesterase D activity
Source: RefSeq, a predicted model, not a curated record